AUGGUGUCCAAGCCCACUGAUGUCUACAAGGUCUUCGUCUCGAAGGACUACAUGAAGUUCAACGCGGCCCACUUCAUCGCGUACAAGGGCUUCCGCGAACGCCUCCAUGGCCACAACUACCGUUUGUCCGUGACCAUCUACGGCCACUCGGUUGGCCACGACGGCUACGUGUUGGACUUUGGCCAGAUCAAAUCGAGCGCGCGCAAGAUUUGCAAGGAGCUCAACGAACACUUUAUCGUGCCCAUCAACCGCUAG
Saprolegnia diclina VS20 is the source of this 255-nucleotide messenger RNA. Its product is annotated as 6-pyruvoyl tetrahydrobiopterin synthase. The record is from RefSeq and is a predicted model, not a curated record. The transcript is spliced from 4 exons. Bases 1 to 255 code for a protein of 84 amino acids. NCBI's taxonomy places the organism in Eukaryota, Oomycota, Saprolegniomycetes, Saprolegniales, Saprolegniaceae.